AGAAAGUCCCAUGUGGCAGAUGAAAAGAAGAGCAAGAAAGAGAAGAAGAAGAAGAAAGAAGAAGUAGAAGAAGUAGAAGAAGAAGAAGAAGAAGAAGAAGAAGAAGAUGAUGAUGAAAAAGAAAAAAGAAGAAGAAGAAGCUGGCAUUCAUUUCAGACGAAUUCUACUGAACUAGAUGGUACACCUCGUCCUUGUUGUAAAUGGAGGAAUUACAUGAUUUUUCUCUUAUUUGCUGCCUUUUUUAUAACAAUCAAUGCAAAAUCGUUGACAGUCAAAAAGUCCGAGUUAUUUGGUGGAUCGGACGGAAAGUCAAAAUCUAACAAUUUCACCAAAGGGUUCAAGACCGUUAAUUAUGAGGUGAUACCAACUGAUUAUUUAUGUGAUUUUUGUAAUGCAGUUAUUGUGAAGUUGAAAGAACGGCAAAAAGAAGAAGCAGAUUUCGAGAAGAACAUGCAAGAAGAAUGUUGGAAAUAUAAUCGAACAGAUCUGGAUGAUGGCAACGUCUGCGAACUUAUCAAUAAGGUGGCCUUACAGCGUCUGAAAAAUGAUGAUGCGGAAAAAAUUUGUAUUGAAGAGAAGAUGUGUCCUGACAUAGUGAAGGAGUUGAGGAAAAAAGAAGAAAAAGAACGGAGAGAAAAAGAAGAGGUGGUGAAACGGAAAAUGGAAGAGGAAGGCCGAAAAAUAAACGAAGAGAUUGAAAUGAUAAAAAGCGAGGGAGCUCGUCUAGAAUACGAAAAGAGACGCGAAGAGGAGGCGAGACGGAAAACAGAACGGGCUCGGAUCAGCCAAGUGCAGAAUGCCUACGGCGAAGACGAAUACGUCAUAGAUGAGGCAUUUACAGGUAAAGUGAGUAAGAAAUACAACUUCAGCGAUGCUGAGACAUUUGCGAAACUCCACGCCGCAGGUGUCUGCGAUGGAGAACGAACGCGUUAUUGUCCUUUCCAAAGAGUAACGCGUGCACCACCACACCAUGCGGCUCCUUCGUUUCCCCUGACUCUCGGCGAGUUCUAUCGAUCAGUGCCAUCAGCAUUCACCCUGUCAGCGGGAUUGAUCUGA
Messenger RNA from Angiostrongylus costaricensis, 1056 nucleotides. The record is from the annotation of a GenBank genome assembly. NCBI's taxonomy places the organism in Eukaryota, Metazoa, Nematoda, Chromadorea, Rhabditida, Metastrongylidae.